UCAUCUGUCAUUCUGUCAUCUGAAUGUCGUCUCAAGAAGUUUAUUUUGAUUGUUUGUUAUAUUGAUAUUCUACAUCUAUUUAAUUCACCUGGAAAUAUAUUAUGUUCACCUCUAGGGCAGUAUAAAUGAUUCACCAUUUGAAUAAGUUUUUUGUUAACAACCAUCUUGAGUGUUUAUUUUUCUUUUAUUAUGAUUGGUUAGCAGUUUACAAUUAAAUAGAAAUUGCCCUGAGAAAAUUCAAAUGUUUACAAUUGUUUCAAUGCAAAUUUUCACAUAGCACGUACGUCACACUAUAAUAAUAGAACAUCAAAUGAACCCAUCCAGUUAUUAAAUUAGUUUCCAUGGACGUUUCAAUGUUUUCAUGGGCAAUAUCCCACAUUGAAAAGGGAAAAUAGACUAUGAAUAAGUGAAUUUCUGCAAUAGCAAAAAUAUGAGUGAAUCUGAUGAAGAUGCAGAGUUGGACCCAAGAAUACAGAUUGAAUUGGAAAAGUUGAACACAACCACUGACGAGAUAAAUAAACUGGAAAUUGAAUACGAUGAGGAAAAUAAGACAUUUCGUAUGCUUCUAAAUGAGUGUACUCGGCGGUUGAAACUGUUAUCAAAAAGGCUUGGAUCUUGCAUAGAGAAAGCGCGUCCAUAUUAUGAAUUAUGGGAAGAAGCAAAAAAAGCCCAACAGGAAUGUCAAGAGGCAGCUGCUUUGUAUAAAAAAGCUCAUGGUAUUCAUGCAGCAGCUAAAGAAACGGUAGCUUUAGCAGAGCAAAGAUUUUUAUCGAAUCAACAUGAAUGGCAAUUUGAUAACGCAUGGCAAGAAAUGCUCAAUCAUGCAACUAUGAAGGUUAUGGAGGCAGAAAAUCAAAAAGCGGAAUGUGGCAGGGACCAUCAGAGGAAAGCCUUGAUAUUCAAGGAAAUUGAAGAAAAACUGAAACAACAAGAAGACAAACUUCAAAAAUUCAUAGUCAAAUCACGACCUUAUUUUGAUGAAAAAUCUCUUUGUCAAGAACAACUUAGCACUCAAAAAAGUCGAAUUGGUACAAUAAAACAGGAAAUUAGCAAGUCCAAAAACUUUUAUGCUCAGACUCUGAAAAACUUGGAGCAAAUAUCAAAUGAAAUUCACUUGAAAAGACAGGGAAGAAAGCACGAUAAUGAUUUGCUUAAACGUCCAAGAGAACCUGGAGUUGGUGCCGAGCUCAAUUACGCCUUUGAAGAAACGUCUCUCGCAAAAAAGUACAGGUCUCUUCCCGAUAUCAGUUCAGAAUUGGAUAAGUAUGACGCUUGCAGUGAAAACUCUGCUAGCAUUGUUACAAGCUCAGCUGUAAGCGAAAGAGAUGAGGAUGAAUUUGUAGACGAGGUUGAAGAGGUUAGCAAGAAAUUGAAUAAUUUGGAUGUUAGGCCCGUGGAAGGAAAAAGUGAGAGUGUAUUUGUUUCAGAAUUUCAUCUAGGAGCCUUAUCAAACAUAGAAAAAUAAAACAGUUCAGAAUUGUUCAUCGAUCAUUUUCAGUGCCGCGGAGAGAUCUAAAAAGAUAUGAAUAGUGAAACUAAACAUACAUUUGUAUUUAAUUUUCAACAACAAACUUAUGAUUAAUACUCAUCUUGUUAAAAAUUGACUUCAACUUGAGUUAUUCUUUUUGUGAUAACGCAGUUUAUAAGUGAAACAAAAUGAAAUUUUGAAAAAUAUUUAUUUCCAGGCAAUGCACUUGAUGAAAAUUAUUAGGUUUAUAGAUUACAAUAAAACAUCCACUUGAUGUAAAUA
Messenger RNA from Leptinotarsa decemlineata (Colorado potato beetle), 1750 nucleotides. It is a transcript of the gene pcs, whose product is annotated as SH3 domain-binding protein parcas. Gene Ontology annotation, molecular function: protein kinase inhibitor activity. NCBI's taxonomy places the organism in Eukaryota, Metazoa, Arthropoda, Insecta, Coleoptera, Chrysomelidae. Gene Ontology annotation, biological process: intracellular signal transduction. Gene Ontology annotation, cellular component: cytoplasm. The record is from RefSeq and is a predicted model, not a curated record.